AUGCCUCCCAACCCAAGAAUUGACAACAACACUCUUGUUUGGAAUGCUAUAUCCAAACAACUUGAUAUUGCAGAUGAGUUCAGGGGAAUCUGGAAUAAGCUUGACCAUGAUCGCUUGAUCGCAGAUGUGGGUGUUGCCAACAAGAAUGCAGCCCAUCAUAGAUUCAGGAGAUGGUCAUCCUCGAUGGCUGAGCAAAGCGGUCAGUCAAGCCCAGACAAUGAGGAGAUGGGAGAAGCUGUGAGCCACGAUGAAUCGCUCGCGAGGGGUCGGAAGAGGGGCGUGAAACUUUCAUUGAAGAACGCGAUCAAGGCGGAAGAAAAUGUGCCCGUGUUGAACAAGAAAGUUGCAGGAAAGGAAGUAGCUACUGAAACUGCAAGAGUCUCGUUAGACACCAACGAAGAUGACGAGGAAGAAGACAAUUGA
Botrytis fragariae is the source of this 423-nucleotide messenger RNA. RefSeq lists its product as uncharacterized. NCBI's taxonomy places the organism in Eukaryota, Fungi, Ascomycota, Leotiomycetes, Helotiales, Sclerotiniaceae. Bases 1 to 423 code for a protein of 140 amino acids. The record is from RefSeq and is a predicted model, not a curated record. The transcript has 2 exons.